UCAAAUUAUGAUUUGGGCAAAACAUUGUUGCUUCUGCAUUUCUUUACAAACGGGAUGUAUUUUGAUUGCACUGCUUGUAAUAUUAUUGUCUGGAAUGAACAUUGACUAUGUUCUACAUCUUUUAAACAGAACCCAUAUCCGAGAAAACCAAUAUAAAUUUCCAGCACAAGUACUAUACACUUCUCUACAACUUAUUCCAGAUUGUUUGUCUGUCGUGGCUUCGUUUUUGCUGUUAUUUGCAGUUAUUUCGCAAUAUUUAUGGCUGUUUUGGACCUGUUUGUUUUUCCAAGCGGUUAUGGCAAUGUUCUUGGUAAUAUUUAGUAUUGUUUCAUCAUCAUCCGGAUCCAAUUUAAUAAUAAAUGAGAGCAUUUGGCAUAAUGUAACCUAUUGGAUGUACGUGGUACUUUGGCUGGCUUUGACAUCGUAUUCCAUGUACUUAACCUACUCGUACUACCGACAACUAAAAGAGAAAGAAACUGAAAAUGCUUUGGAAUGAUUUAUGUCCUUAAAGAUUAAAUAUUUUAGUUGGC
Drosophila rhopaloa is the source of this 530-nucleotide messenger RNA. RefSeq lists its product as uncharacterized. The record is from RefSeq and is a predicted model, not a curated record. Lineage: Eukaryota; Metazoa; Arthropoda; Insecta; Diptera; Drosophilidae.